AUGGAACUCCUCAGCGUCGAACCUCAAGAGCUUCAAUUUCCAUUUGAACUGAAAAAGCAGAUCUCAUGUUCUAUGCAAUUGACGAAUAAGACAAGUAACUAUGUGGCUUUCAAGGUGAAGACGACAAAUCCGAAGAAGUACUGUGUGCGGCCUAAUACAGGAGUUGUCAUGCCCAACUCUACUUGCGAUGUCGUUGUUACUAUGCAAGCACAAAAGGAGGCUCCUCCUGAUAUGCAAUGCAAAGACAAGUUCCUACUUCAAAGUGUGGUCGCAAGUCCUGGAGCCACAACAAAAGAUAUCACUCCAGAGUUGUUUAACAAGGAGUCAGGGAGUCAUGUUGAGGAGUGCAAAUUGAGAGUUGCUUAUGUUGCACCGCCACAACCACCAUCACCUGUGCGUGAAGGAUCGGAAGAAGGUUCUUCACCUAGGGCUUCAGUGUCAGAUAAUGGGACUGUGAAUGGAACAGAGUUCAAUUCUGUCGCAAGAUCCUAUGUUGAGACCCAAGAAAACUCAUCUGAGGUAAGGGCCCUUAUUUCUAAGCUGUCUGAGGAGAAAAAUUCUGCUAUUCAACAAAAUAACAAGCUUCAGCAAGAACUGGAUCUAUUGCGGCAGGAUGGUAACAAAAGCCGUAGUGGUAUUCCAUUCAUAUAUGUUGUUAUUGUUGGCUUGCUUGGCCUCCUUCUGGGGUACAUUAUGAAGAAGACAUGA
Ilex paraguariensis (yerba mate) is the source of this 708-nucleotide messenger RNA. Lineage: Eukaryota; Viridiplantae; Streptophyta; Magnoliopsida; Aquifoliales; Aquifoliaceae. The record is from the annotation of a GenBank genome assembly.